AUGAAAGCACCAUUGGGAUUAUGGAAGGCCUCUAAGGUCAACAUAUGGAGCGCGCAGAGAAGGGCUUUGUCAAUAACCAGACACCUAGAUAACAAUGCGAGUGGUGGAGUUUCGACUGCUACCUCCACAAAGGAGGGACCAGCUCUUCCAGCCGAUCUUUACAUGCACCCGGAAAGGUGGAAGGGUUUGCCACCCCAAAAAAUAUUGGAGUUAUACUGGGAAAGGAUGGCUAGAUUAGGUUCAGAGUAUAAACCCAACAAGGACGAAUUGAACGCUUUAUUAGCCACAUCGGAGUAUUCAAAUGUUUCAAUCAACGAUAUUAAGAAGUUAUAUUAUGGAGGUGAACAAGGCGCUAUUGACGUUAAAGGCGGCAGUGCAAACCGCGAUAAUAGUCUUAGACCAUUUAUGUUUGACGAAUUACCAUCCCAAGCUCAAGAAUUGGUGGCUCAACACCGUGAACAAAGAUUCUAUAAUAGAUUAGCUGCCUAUGAAUUACCGUUGUUGGCGCAGUACCGCCAGGAAUACAAGAGACCAUCUCCGAAAACUCACCCGGUCACGUACAGAUACACUAAUUACGUCGGUGAGGAACAUCCAAAUUCGAGGAAAGUUGUUUUAAGUGUUAAAACAGAGAAUCUGGGACUAGAGCCAAAGUCCUUGCAUAAGUUCAAAGUAUUAGCCACUUCGCGUUAUGACCAUACCACCGACAUUUUCAAAAUGUCCAGUGACAAGUUUGAACAUGCAUCACAAAACGCACGAUAUUUGCAUGAUAUUCUACAAAAAUUGCUGACCGAAUCAAAAAAUCUGGCUGAAGAUGAUUUCAACGAUGUGCCUAUUGACACAAGACAUACUAUUGCCAAGAACUUACGUAAAAAGAAGCACAACUAUAAAUUUCCUGAACACUGGAAGCGCCCUGAGGAUGCACCAAAGAAGAACUUUGAUGUUGUAGAUCAAUUAUUGAGCACGCUUCAAUGA
Molecule: messenger RNA, 972 nt
Organism: Saccharomyces kudriavzevii IFO 1802
Lineage: Eukaryota; Fungi; Ascomycota; Saccharomycetes; Saccharomycetales; Saccharomycetaceae
Gene: RSM24
Product: mitochondrial 37S ribosomal protein mS35
Exons: 1
Coding region: 1-972 (323 amino acids)
Biological process (GO): mitochondrial translation
Cellular component (GO): mitochondrial small ribosomal subunit
Molecular function (GO): structural constituent of ribosome
Source: RefSeq, a predicted model, not a curated record